CCCAUCCAGAGUCCUAACUCUAGACAGUUUUCCGUUAGUUCAACUGCUCAUAGUCUUUGAGUGAACAAUUCGUCUUUUUAAUUCUUCUGGUUACUUUCUAGCUGAAGGAGAAAGUGGAAGUUGUAGUUUUUUUUCUAAAACUUUUGGAAGUGUGCCGUUUUCUGGGACGUCAUUACCUUAGUUUUAGUGUAUGCCUCUGGCUUUAUUUUGAAGGCAUAUUUUUGUUUGUUUAAAGUUUGGAUUAUGUUGGCUCGACUUAAAACUUUCUUUCUGGUGAUUCAAAAAAGAAAUUAACUUCAUUGUUUGGAGUUGAUAAUUUACCUAAGGGAUAUUCAUUAACAAGAGGCUGAGAGUCAUAAUAAAAUCUGAAUGAGAAAUGCUCAAGGAGCCACCUAUUGCUGCUUGCAUCAUUGAAAACUUGCUUUUCCUCUUUGUUGCUUCCGUACCAGUUAUUUGUUCUCGCCCCGACGUUCCACUUCGAAUAAGCAUGCUUCACAUUCCCAGUCCUGUAGUUACAGGAGACAGUGUUCACUUACAGUGCUGGUAUGAGCUUGGAAAUGAAACUUUAUAUGCCGUCAAAUGGUACAAAAAUAUGAGAGAGUUUUUUAGAUAUGUACCAGGUUCCAACCCAUCUUUUAAAAUCCUCCCACAAGUCGGCGUUCAGGUCGAUAUGUCAAAAUCAGACAACCAGAGUGUGUUUUUAAAAAAUCUUAGUAUGGACAGCCACGGCAACUAUACAUGUCAAAUUUCCACUGAUAAACCUCAUUUUAGAUGUGUGCAGAAAACAAAGGAGCUUCAAGUAGUGGUUCCACCUUCGGAUGGUCCAAUACUAAUGACUGAAAAAUCUGAAUAUGAAUUAGGUGAUAAUAUUUCGAUUUUGUGCAAUUCUGGUAAAUCAAAGCCAGCCCCAGAAUUAAAAUGGUACAUCAAUGAUCAAUUAGCUCCAUCUGAGUUGUCCGACCAAGAAACUGUAGUAUAUCCCGACCAAUUAGAAAGCACAAGCUUAGCACUCAGAUUUAGGUUCAAACCAGAUGUUCUACAUAAUGGAAAAGUAAUUCUGAAGUGUGUUGCUACGAUAAACCAGAUGCGUGCUGUUUCAAUAAAAGAAAUCAGAGCUACAGGUGCUAAACAAACAGAACUUCAUGUCGGAUUGUUAUGUGUGUUGGUCCUAAUGGUUUUAACUCGACAACUACAAGCAUUGUUUAUAUAAAACUGUAUUUUGUUAAUUUUAAGUGGCAAUUAAAAUCCGGAAGUUUCAUAGAAAUUUACGUUAAAAUUAUACACUCCUCAUGAA
Messenger RNA from Parasteatoda tepidariorum (common house spider), 1294 nucleotides. RefSeq names its product cell adhesion molecule 2-like. NCBI's taxonomy places the organism in Eukaryota, Metazoa, Arthropoda, Arachnida, Araneae, Theridiidae. The record is from RefSeq and is a predicted model, not a curated record.